CGCGCAGCCGAGGAGCAGCUGCCGGGAAGCCCUAUGAACUCUCCAGAAAGGGCGUGACGAAGGGUCCUGCGGGGCGCGGUCCCGGCCGCCCGGGUCCCCCUUCGGCAGAGCUCGCGGGCAGCAGAGCAGAGGAGCGGUGGAGGAUGAGCGAGCAGCCUUUGGGGACCUCCGCGCGGUAAUGCCAGCAUGAUGGUUGGUGCACGGAGGAUGAGGUGCUGCCAUUGGAGAUGGAAGCCGAGCGCCCUUCUGCUCCUGUGUGCAUUAUGGAGUGUUUGUAUUCCUCGAUCAGUGUGGGGAUGUGGCAACUGCAGAACUGUCCUGUCCAAUCCUUCUGGAACCUUUACUUCUCCAUGCUACCCCAAUGACUACCCCAACACCCAGUCUUGCUCAUGGACCCUGCGAGCCCCUACCGGCUACAUCAUUCAGAUAACGUUUAAUGACUUCGACAUCGAAGAAGCUCCCAAUUGCAUCUAUGACUCACUGUCCCUCGAUAACGGAGAGAGCCAGACGAAAUUUUGUGGAGCCACUGCCAAAGGCCUGUCAUUUAACUCAACUGUGAAUGAGAUGCAUGUGUCCUUUUCAAGUGACUUUAGCAUCCAGAAGAAAGGUUUCAACGCCAGCUACAUCAGAGUUGCUGUGUCCUUACGGAAUCAAAAGGUCAUUUUGCCCCAGACACUAGAUGCUUACCAGGUAUCAGUUGCCAAAAGUGUCUCCAUUCCUGAGCUCAGUGCUUUCACACUCUGCUUUGAAGCCUCCAAAGUUGGCAAUGAGGAUGGCGACUGGAUAGCUUUCUCCUACUCAGACGAGUCCCUCAUGCAGUCGCUCAGUUUUGAAAAGACCAAACAUGAUUACUUCCUGUCCAUUUCUGGCUCAAGAUGCUUGCUGAACAAUGCAUUGCCCGUGAGGGAAAAUGAAGAGAUCUUCACAGAAAGCUUUGAGCAGCUCUGUCUUGUGUGGAACAAUACUUUGGGCUCUGUUGGUGUAAAUUUCAAAAAGAGCUAUGAAACAGUCCCAUGCGAUGCCACCAUGAGUACGGUCAUACCUGGCGAUGGGGCAUUGCUGUUGGGCUCUGAUAGAGACAAAAUUGCCUCUCUGAAGGGCAGCAUCUAUAACUUUCGACUUUGGAAUUUUACAAUGGAUUCGAGAGUCCUCGCCAACCUCAGCUGUAGCGUACCUGGGAAUGUUGUCGACUGGCACAAUGACUUUUGGAGCAUCUCAACCCAGGCUCUCAAAGCUGAGACCAACCUGAGCUGUGGUUCCUACCUGAUCCCGCUCCCUGCAGCUGAGCUGACGAACUGUUCGGAUCUGGGUACUCUCUGUCAAGCUACUGUAAACCCUCCUAGCACUACACCACCCACAGUCACCACUAACAUCCCUGUUACUAACAGAGUCCAUAAACAAAAGAAUGACGGAAUACUGUAUAGAAUAUCUGUUGUGAUUCACAAUGACCUUAAUCACCCUGAAGUAAAAGUACAGAGCAAGGUAGCAGAAUGGCUCAAUUCAACCUUCCAGAAUUGGAACUACACAGUUUAUGUGGUUAACAUAAGUUUUCAUCAAAGCACAGGAGAGGACAGGAUUAAAGUCAAGAGAGACACCAUGGAUGAUGACAAAAGGUUGGUUCUGUGGGCUCUUCUAGUCUACAAUGCCACCAAUAAUGACAACCUGGAAGGAGCAAUGAUUAAACAGAGGAUUGAAACAAACAACGCAUCGCUAGGGCCUGGCCUGAAGCUGUACACAGUCGAUGUGAAGCAGCUGGGUAUUUGUAGUGCCUUGGAGGAUCCAGAGGGCUUUACCUGGCCAGCCACCUCCCCUUCUACCUACAAACAACCAUGUCCAAACAAGCCUGGCUAUUUUAUGAUGCGGACAUGCCUUUCUAAUGGGACAUCACCCUACUGGAGCCCCAUUGAUGCCUCCAACUGCUCAAGACAGUCAAGUGAAAUGGCUGAUGAGAUAUUAAAUUUAACUGGCGAUGGGCAGAACCUAACCUCAGCCAAUAUUAACAACAUUGUAGAACAGGUCAAAAAGAUCGUGAACAAAGAAGAAAAUAUUGAUAUAGCUCUUGGCUCCACUCUAAUGAAUAUAUUCUCCAAUAUCUUGAGCAGUUCUGAUAGUGAUUUACGGGAGUCGUCUUCAGAAGCUCUAAAAACAAUUGAUGAGCUAGCCUUCAAAAUAGACCUGAAUAGCACACCACGCGUGAAUAUUGCGACACAGAAUUUGGCUCUUGGAGUAUCAUCCCUGAUGCCAGGGACAGAUGCACCUUCAAAUUUUAGCAUUGGCCUUCCAAGCAAUAAUGAAUCCUAUUUCCAGAUGGACUUUGAGAAUGGACAGGCAGAUCCGUUGGCAUCUGUGAUUUUACCUCCAAACUUGCUUGAGAAUUUAAGUCAAGAAGAUUCUGCAUUGGUCAGAAGAGCACAGUUUACUUUCUUCAACAAAACAGGACUUUUCCAGGAUGUUGGAUCUCAAAGAAAAAUCCUAGUGAGUUAUGUGAUGGCAUGCAGCAUUGGAAACAUUACUAUCCAAAAUCUGAAAGAUCCAGUUCAAAUCAAAAUCAAACAUACCAGAACUCAGGAAGUGUAUCGUCCCAUCUGUGCCUUCUGGGAUCUGAACAAAAAUAAAAGUUUUGGAGGAUGGAACACCUCGGGAUGUGUUGCACGCUUGGAUUCAGAUGCUGGUGAGACCAUCUGCCUGUGUAACCACUUCACUCACUUUGGAGUCCUCAUGGAUCUUCCAAGGAGUGCCUCACAAAUAGAUGGAAGAAACACAAAAGUCCUCACGUUCAUCACCUAUAUUGGGUGUGGAAUAUCUGCUAUUUUCUCAGCAGCAACUCUCCUAACAUAUGUUGCUUUUGAGAAACUGCGCAGGGACUAUCCCUCCAAAAUCCUGAUGAACCUGAGUUCAGCCCUGCUUUUCCUGAAUCUCAUCUUCCUCCUGGAUGGCUGGAUCACAUCCUUUGAUGUGGCUGGCCUCUGUACGGCUGUGGCUGCCCUACUGCACUUCUUCCUCCUGGCGACCUUCACCUGGAUGGGGCUGGAGGCCAUCCAUAUGUACAUUGCUCUUGUCAAAGUGUUUAACACUUACAUCCACCGGUAUAUUCUAAAAUUCUGCAUCAUUGGCUGGGGUCUGCCUGCCUUGGUGGUGUCAAUUAUUCUGGUGAGCAGAAAACAAAAUGAAGUCUAUGGAAAAGAAAGUUACGGGAAAGAGCAGGAUGAUGAAUUCUGCUGGAUUCAGGAUGCCGUGGUGUUUUAUGUGAGCUGUGCCGGGUACUUUGGAGUCAUGUUCUUCCUGAAUGUUGCCAUGUUCAUUGUGGUCAUGGUACAGAUCUGCGGGAGAAAUGGGAAGAGAAGCAACCGGACCCUGAGAGAAGAGGUUUUAAGGAACCUGCGCAGUGUGGUCAGCUUGACCUUCCUGCUGGGCAUGACGUGGGGUUUUGCUUUCUUUGCCUGGGGACCCUUAAAUAUCCCUUUCAUGUACCUCUUCUCCAUCUUCAAUUCUUUACAAGGUUUAUUUAUAUUUAUCUUCCACUGUGCAAUGAAGGAGAAUGUUCAGAAACAGUGGAGGCGUCAUCUCUGCUGUGGCAGGUUCCGGCUAGCAGACAACUCGGAUUGGAGCAAGACAGCUACCAAUAUUAUCAAGAAGAGCUCUGAUAACCUGGGGAAAUCUUUAUCUUCAAGUUCCAUUGGCUCCAACUCAACAUAUCUCACAUCCAAAUCAAAAUCCAGUUCCACCACCUAUUUCAAAAGAAACAGCCACUCAGACAGCACAUCCACGGACAAGUCCUCAUCAAAACUGACCCAUGCUGGUGGAGAGCAGACAUCAAUCAUCCCUGUCCAUCAGGUUAUUGAUAAGGUUAAAGGUUACUGUAAUGCCCAUUCCGAUAACUUCUAUAAAAAUAUUAUCCUGUCAGAUACGUUCAGCCACAGUACAAAGUUUUAAUGUCAUUGAUAUGAGGGGAAAAAGAGAAAGAAAAAAGAAAACCUUUCUGGAGAAGUGGGAAGCCCUACAAGCAGCAAAAACUCCGUCCAGCGGAAGUCAGUGUGCUGUUCCCUAGGUAACUACAGAGAAUCGAGGACUAGAUGUUGUUAGGGAAGCUUUUGUGAGAUGCAGAGUUCAUCUUCUCAGAAUAUUUCUUCCGUGGACAAGCUUCAGUCAUCACACUUGAGAACUGAGAACACUCUGAACACGCAAGAAGACGGGACUUUUCAGAAUGAUUCGUGGAAUCAAACUCAUCAGAAUUUGAGGGAAAAGCAUUAAAAUUAGAGGACACAAAAGGAAGAAACUCAAGAGCGAUUCUAGUUUAGAUCUCAUCUACCCCCAUCUCAUGGUUAGGCUUGGAUGUGGCCUGACUUUCAUAAAGACUACGUAGAAAACACACUGUUUGUAGUGAUGUUGGAUGCUCCCGGGUUCUGUUCCAGUGCUGUUUUCUAUGAAUAUAGCAGCAUCUUGUUCUUGUUCAGUGAAAUGUCAACCGUAAGUGGAAGAGAUGUUUACUAUUUGACCCACAUAAUAUUAAAUGCGCUCUUUUCCUGUUA
This is a messenger RNA of Peromyscus eremicus (cactus mouse), 4529 nucleotides long. RefSeq names its product adhesion G protein-coupled receptor G6 (gene Adgrg6). Bases 187 to 3933 code for a protein of 1248 amino acids. Gene Ontology annotation, molecular function: G protein-coupled receptor activity; laminin binding. The record is from RefSeq and is a predicted model, not a curated record. The transcript is spliced from 25 exons. Gene Ontology annotation, cellular component: membrane. Lineage: Eukaryota; Metazoa; Chordata; Mammalia; Rodentia; Cricetidae. Gene Ontology annotation, biological process: adenylate cyclase-activating G protein-coupled receptor signaling pathway; cell surface receptor signaling pathway; myelination in peripheral nervous system.